This is a messenger RNA of Cuscuta epithymum, 1410 nucleotides long. Lineage: Eukaryota; Viridiplantae; Streptophyta; Magnoliopsida; Solanales; Convolvulaceae. The record is from the annotation of a GenBank genome assembly.
UUGGAUAUACUUUGAUAAUACUUUUUUCAUCAACUAACAUGUUCAUGGGAUAGCGAAAUCAUAUUAGUUUUAUAUACAUGUUAAUCAUAUUUAUUCAAUAUUAAAUCUUUUUAGCUUUUGAUACAGCAUGCACUAUUCGAGAUCAGCAUUCUCAUACAAAUGUCGCUGCUAACAAACAAGCGGGAACCUCAACAAAUGCAAUCUCGAGUGGCCCUUACUUCAACACACAAUUAAGUGUGCUCCAAAAUCAACCAAAGAGAAAAAGAAUAGCCACCAAUUUGGAUUCUUUGGGUGUGAAUCUAUUGACCAAAUUUUCAGAGGAUGCUCUUAUGUUUGACAAUGAAGUUGAUGGGCAUAAUCCUUGCAAAACAAUUUCACCAUCAUCAGCUCAAGGCACAUGUUACACGAACCAAACUCAAGCAUUAAAUUCAAAUCAAAGUGUGAGCAUACAUGAAACAUAUGAUCCACAAGUAAAUCAAGAAAUUGAUUCUGAUAGUGAUAUUGAUCAAUUCGAAGGUUUAGCUCCCGAUGAUGACAUCAGUUCAAGUGAAGAGUUACCCGAUACUCAUGAAAACACUACAGAAUUUAAUUUGGGUCAAGGUAUUAAUUAAAUAAUUUAAUAUAAUUUAACUCAUACUAACCACUGUGUAAUAUUUAUAUUAAAUUUAAAUUCUUUCUAGGAUACUUUGAUAUUGGAGAUCCACUUAUUCAGUGCGACAAAUGCAAGGCAUGCAUGUGGUAUCAAGAAAGAACUGACAAACAUAGAGACACUGUGUCACCAAAGUAUAAUCUUUGUUGUAGAAAGGGAAAAGUUCAAUUGCCACUGCUUAAGGAUCCCCCUAUGCUUCUCCAGCAUCUUUUAUUUGAUAACGAUGUUGAUAGCAAAAACUAUCAACAACAUAUUAGAGUGUACAAUAUGAUGUUUGCAUUCACAUCGCCUGGUGCAAGAAUUGACAAGUCCGUCAACGAUGGUCGAGGCCCGCCGACAUUCAAAAUACAGGGCCAAACAUGCCAUCGAGUGGGAAGCAUGUUACCUAUGCCAGGUCAACAUCCAAAGUUUGCUCAGUUAUACAUAUAUGAUACUGAGCAUGAGAUAGAAAACAGGAUUCGAGGAAUAAGAAAUCGAAAUGACAUAAAUGAAGAGAUUGUGUGCAAAUUAUCAGCGAUGCUACACCAAUACAAUGUGCACGCAAAAUCAUUUAGGAUGGCUAAGGAAAGAUUGCAAGAUGCACCUGUGCGAGAUCUACGACUAAAGUUGAUUUCUGACAGAGUUAGCGAUGGUCGAGUAUAUAAUCUGCCAACGGUUUCAGAAGUUGCUGCUCUUAUUGUUGGAGAUGUUAACACUUCAUCAAAAAGGGACAUAAUAAUGGAGACGCGAAGUCGUACACUUCAGCGAAUCAGUGAAUUGCA